Messenger RNA from Clarias gariepinus (North African catfish), 2824 nucleotides. RefSeq names its product angiopoietin-like 1a (gene angptl1a). Lineage: Eukaryota; Metazoa; Chordata; Actinopteri; Siluriformes; Clariidae. The transcript is spliced from 5 exons. Gene Ontology annotation, biological process: cell surface receptor protein tyrosine kinase signaling pathway. The record is from RefSeq and is a predicted model, not a curated record. Bases 416 to 1864 code for a protein of 482 amino acids.
AGGCCGUUUCAGUCUUCGGAACGCAGUUGGGAGUUCCAGAGUCAUGUCUUGGCUGCGGAGCGGCUGAAGAGCCACAGACACUCACCGCCUGCAGUCUCUGGGAAGAGAAAACUCCAGAGUAGAGAAGAGGAGGAGGAGGAGGAGGAGGAGGAGGCCUCAAGCGUGGGACAUGAGAAACAAGCGCUGGAUUAAGGACUUCCACAGAUUGUUGGACAUUGAGUUGAAAGCCAUACAGAAGUCCUGCUCCAUGAACAUCGGAUAAACGUCACGCUACAGUGCAGGAGGAAGCGUGAGUCGUCUCCUGGUCUGUACAGAGUCAGACUGAAGUGGAAAGAAGGAAAACCAAAACCAAAAGACAAAAAAAAAAAAAAAAAAGGAGGUGGUGGUGGACAGGACGUAGAGAAGCACAGCAACCAUGAGGGUAGAAACGUGGAACCUGGGCGUGGUGCUCUUCUUUUGCCUUGCUGCCCAGGGCAGCUGUCGCUCAGGCAAUGAGCCACUGUUGUCUAGGCGACGGCGAGCACCAGUUGACGACACCAAAAGGUGCUCGUAUACGUUCAUGGUGCCGCAGCAGAAAAUCACAGGACCCAUCUGCGCGUCUGCGACUGGGCCCGAGCCGGAAAAGGAUCGAGUGACGCGUAUGGACAUCUCGGACUUGAAGGAAGUGUUGUCCAAACAGCGUCGCGAGAUCGAGACGCUGCAUUUGGUGACUGACGUGGACAGCAACUUGGUUAACGAGAUGAAACUGUUGCGCAAGGAGUCGCGCAACAUGAACUCGCGCGUCACACAACUCUACAUGCAGUUGCUUCAUGAAAUAAUACGCAAGCGUGACAACUCUCUGGAGUUCGUGCAGCUUGAGAACCGGGUGCUUAACGUGACGUCCGAGAUGCUGCGCCUGGCCUCACGCUACAAGGAACUGGAGAUGCGUUUUGCUGUCCUGGCUGCCACAGUCAACAAUCAGUCCGUUCUGAUCUCGUUGCUGGAGGAGCACUGCAUGCGUGGGUUCGGACGCCACGAGUUGCCUGCCGUGCCACCACUGGUGCAGGUGGUUCCUGAGAACAUCCCGGUGAACAACAACCGCUUCACCAACGAGAUCCAUAGAGAACACAACAACCGGGCCCUGCCACGCGGCUCACGCAUGGACAACCCACCGACUGCUGACCCUCUGGGCAUCCCACCAGCACCACAGGGAACCCUGAACUCUGACGGUCCGUUCCGUGAUUGUUAUCAAGUUCGUCAGGCGGGGCACAGCACCAGUGGGAUGUACCUUUUAAAGACAGAGGGCAGUGACAGACUGAUCCAGGCUUGGUGUGAGCAGGGGUUGGACAACGGCGGUUGGACCGUGUUUCAGAAGAGAAAAGACGGAUCCGUCAACUUCUUCAGGAACUGGGAGAACUAUAAGAAAGGUUUUGGGAACAUAGAUGGGGAAUACUGGCUGGGGUUAGAGAACAUCUACAACCUGGCCAAGCAGGGCGACUACAGGCUGAUGGUGGAAUUGGAAGACUGGUCAGGGAAGAAAGUGUACGCCGAGUACAGCAGCUUCCGGCUAGAGCCCGAGGCCGAGGGGUAUCGGAUGCGCCUGGGCACCUACCAGGGUAACGCCGGGGACUCUCUGACCAGCCACAAUGGCAAGCCCUUCACCACGCUGGACCGCGACAAGGACUCGUUCACAGCAGGCAACUGUGCUCACUUCCACAAAGGCGGCUGGUGGUACAACGCAUGCGGGCAGACCAACCUGAACGGUGUGUGGUACCCUGGAGGUGUGUAUCGCAGCAAGUUCCAGGAUGGCAUCUUCUGGGCUGAAUACGGAGGAGGCUUCUAUUCACUCAAGGCCGUUCGAAUGCUGAUUCGGCCGAUCGACUGAGAAUUGCUACUUCUCCCUCGUCUCUUUCAAUAUAACAUGUUCGUUCGAUAAAAAAAAAAAAAAAAAAAUAGUGAUAUAUAAUCUUUCCAAGGAUAGCACAACUGUAGGAAUUUGCAGUGCUCAUCAUUAUGAGACAAGCGCUGGAAGGCGUUUUUAAAGAUUAGAACAUUAGAGAGGGGGGAAAAUGUCAAUAACCCUAGUUAUGUAUCGUGAUACUUUUGCGCGGUGAUUCAUGUAUGCCUCCAAAAUAGAUCCUUUUAUUUGUUUUUUAUUAACUUUUAAUUUAUAUAUGUUUGCAUUUGAGGUGUAAUCCUGCAGGUGGUGGACUCUAAACUUUUGACACAGCACAGCAUCCUGUGUGGUAGGAGCAAAUUAUUUGUUCGUUCAAAAAUCUGAAGAAGAAAAAAAGAAUAUUGGAUAAUAUUAAAAAAAAAUAAUCACAAUACAGAUCGAAUUGGCGCUCAGGUAUCAUGAUGAUAUCGUAUCGGGUGAUCCCCGUGCCUAUCGGCCACAAAGCGGCUGGAAAAGGUCUCUCCGCAGUCAGAAAAAAUAGGAACAGAUUGUGUUAGGUUGCAGUCAAUCCCAAUCUUGUCUCGGUCCUUCUUUUUUCUUUCACUCUAUACACAACAAGAACUGGAAACAGUCUGGACUGAGAAAUCAGUCAGCUGUCCUGUGUAUUGGUCUGUAAAUAUCCUUAAGGUUUGUAUGUUUGCCUUUUUUUUUUUUUUUUUUCUUCGAAAGAGUUCACUGAAGAACUUAGAUACAGAAUCCACAUGUUAUUUAUCGGUAGUUAUUUAUAUUAGUUAUGCUGUUUGUUAUUUAUGCCUGUUUACGAUGUUUGUUGUGUUUUUGCAAUGCACGCAUUCAUCUGCAUGUGUGUGUCGGUUGUGCCACAGUACAAUCUGUAUGUAUAUAAAACACAGAGGAAUCAAAUAAACUUGUACAGCACUGACAGACAAA